This is a messenger RNA of Stylonychia lemnae, 1758 nucleotides long. The record is from the annotation of a GenBank genome assembly. Lineage: Eukaryota; Ciliophora; Spirotrichea; Sporadotrichida; Oxytrichidae.
AUGCAUUUGCAAAGUCUCGGGUUCCAAUAGCAAAUUGAUGUAAAUGAGCUCGCCAUUAUUCUUGAUAAAGAUGCUAAGUCUCGUGCUCUAUUUGAAUUCUUGAUUGGCAAUAUUGGCACAGAGAUAUAAAAUUUUGAGAAGAAGAGCUAUGAGAACAUAUACAAUGAUAUUUAAAGAAAUUAAAUUAUAAGAGUCCUAGAUUAAGAACCUGACACUAAUCUAUAAAUUAAAGAGCUUGAAAAUGAGAUAAUGAUAUUGGAUGCAUAAACUGAAUUAAUCACUAAUAAAAUGGAGAGCUAAAACAAUAGAGAGAGUUUAGCUGGCAAUAAAAAUGAUUAGUAACAAAUGAUUGACUAGAUUAUCAGAGAACAAGGAAUAAAAGUUAAUGACGCAUGUGAAUAGGUUGAGUUAGAGACUCUAGAGAUCCAGGAAUUCUCUUCUAAAUUUAUUGAUGAAUACAUAAGUCUAUCUUAACAAGAAUAAACCUAGCACUAGUAAUAUGUCUUGAAAGCAUUACUAGAAUAGAAUAAAGAUAAAAUAUUAGUAUAGACUUUGAACAAUGUAUCAUAUCAACUAGACAACUAUCUCAAAGAAAAUCAAGAAUGGAUUAGUGAAAUACUUAAUCAACUUAGAGUGAACACUUAGAAUAGAGUAGAUAUCCAACAAUUAAGGUAAGACUCUGAGUAAAAUGAUAGUGAUGAGAUAGAGUAAAUUGAAUUAGAGAAGAAAUCUUUGCUGUCUGAAAUGGAGCUAUGUCAUAAUUAGCUAUUCAAGGUGUGGAAGGAUAAUCUUACGCAUUAAAUUAGUUAUUAACGUUGGAAAUAAACUUUCGAAUCUUUAGAAAAACUCAAGAAAACCAAAAAGUCAUUUAGUGCCCUCCCUUAAGCAGCUAAAUCAGAGGUAGAUAAUGACAAGUUUGCAAUAAUAUAAGAGCAGUUUAAGGAAACCUUUGAAUAAGUACUAUUUUAGCAUAAAGAACAACUUGAUUUGAAGUUUGAUAUUCUUAACUAAGAGAUUAUUGCUAAAACAGAAUUACUCCAGGACAACUAAGCUGAUCAAAUUUUGCUUUAAAAUAUUAAAUAAGUAGAGCAGAGGAUGACUGAGGUGCAGUCUAUUGUUAAUCUAGCCUAAAUUCUAGUAGAAUGGGAUUAAUAUGAAACACAAAUUAUAUUUGAUAAGCUUCAAAGAUUAGUUGAGUUAUGCUAGCAAAUUAGUGUGACAUAGGAGUAAAAAGAGGGGGAUUUAAAUGAUACACUAAAAGUAUAUCAUGAAAUGAAUAAUGAUAGGGCUACUCUAGAUGGACGGGAUAAGCUCCUUGUGGGAGUUAGUAAUUUAAUUGAAAAAUUUUCACCUGAGUCUAAAACACAUAAAGGCAAUAAGGACCUGUUUAUGUAUAAAUAAGAUUUAUUGGACUAAAUGGAAGAAAUAGCAAGCAAAGAGAGAUAACUUAAAGAAUAAAAUUAAGUUGAAAACAUUGAUAAAAAUCUUAUGAGUACAAUAUAUGAGAUAUUGAAACAGUCAAAAUCGUUGAAAAAAGGAGAAAUUUUAGGUCAUUACAUGGCAAGUGAUGAUUAGUAUAAGUUGCUUACUAUGCUAUUAAACCAACUAUAGAGCAAUUUAAGCGAUUAGAGUAGGAUUUUAAAGGAUGAUUAGAUUAUGAAUUAAGUUUAAAAGAAUGGCUUGAUUAUAAGAUAAGAGGAAGUCAUCACAGAUUUUUUAAAUCAUAAAUCAGAAAAGAUCAAAGCUAUAUUAAAGUGA